Messenger RNA from Debaryomyces fabryi, 1402 nucleotides. RefSeq lists its product as uncharacterized. Gene Ontology annotation, molecular function: carbohydrate:proton symporter activity. Gene Ontology annotation, biological process: carbohydrate transport; transmembrane transport. The transcript has a single exon. The record is from RefSeq and is a predicted model, not a curated record. Gene Ontology annotation, cellular component: membrane. The annotation marks the transcript as partial. NCBI's taxonomy places the organism in Eukaryota, Fungi, Ascomycota, Pichiomycetes, Serinales, Debaryomycetaceae.
AUGCUGCAACAAAAAGACUUGGCAGAAGUGUCAAAAGUUGGAACAAAGGAACAGAUUAUCGAGCUUCCAAAUUCUACGGCUACCAAGCAUCAUGAUCAAGAUUCAUGGACAUCUAAGUUUAGAUGGAAAAUAAAAGAUGACCAUGCACCACCUGAAAUCUAUAACUGGACUUUAUUCCUCUCAGUUUUUGUUUUUGGUGUCUUAGGUUCGGCUAGAGGUUAUGAUGAAGGUAAUAUAUCUGGAUCAAUUGCACAAGUUUCAUUUAAAAAUUUUUUUGGAUUUAACGAUCCUAAUAAAUCUGAGGAUGAGAUUGCAAACUUGAAAUCUAACAUUACUGCCAUGGUUCAGUUAGGUUCCAUUGGUGGCUGUAUUAUUGCUAUGUUUGUUGUUGAUAGAUUUGGUAGAAUUAGAUCUUUACAAGCAGCCUGUGUUUUAUGGAUCACUGCCGCAAUUAUCCAGGUUACUUCUAAGAAUGUCGGUCAGUUGUAUGCUGGAAGAUUGCUUGAGGGACUUGCUAUUGGUCAAACUACUACUAUUGGACCUACAUACAUGUCUGAGGUUGCACCUAAGGCUAUCAGAGGUCUCUGUGGAUGUGUUUUUGCAGGUGCUGUAUACUUUGGUAUUAUGAUGGCAUAUUUUGCAAAUUACGGAACAGCUUUGCAUAUUUCAGGAAGUACAAAUAAGCAAUGGAUCAUUCCUACAUCCAUUAAAAUUGUUUUAGCAAGUUUAAUUUUCAUUGGGUCUUUCAUUUUUUGUGUUGAAAGUCCAAGAUGGUUAUUGAAAGUUAAUAAGCCCGAGAAGGCUGCAGAGAAUUUAUCAAAGUUAAGAAAUUUACCUACAGACCAUCCAUAUCUUUUAGGUGAAAUCUCCGAUAUCAAUGAACAAAUCCACGCUGAAAAUGAAGCUACUCAAGGUAAUACGAUAUUUGGCAUGAUCAAAGAAAUAUUUUGUGUUAAGUCUAUCAGAUAUAGAUUUUUUGCUGUCGCUGCAUUGACACAGAUUUUAGGCCAAUGGUCCGGUGCAAAUGCUAUCACAAUUUAUGCUAACGAGCUUUUUGCCUUAUCUGGUAUCGAAGGUGUUGAAACAUUGAAAAUGACUGCUAUUUUAGGUGUCGUAAAGUUCGUUAGUGCUUAUUUGAGUGCCUUCUUCAUUAUUGAUUUCUUAGGUAGAAGAAAGGCUCUUUAUAUUGGUAUUAUUAUCCAGAUGUUAUCCAUUUUAUAUUUUGCUAUAUUCUUAACUAUUGUUCCUCAAGCUGGUAAUGAAGGUGUCGAGUUAUCUGCCUCGUCUGAAAGAGCCAGUAAAGGGGCAAUGGCUGCAUUGUUCUUAUCAGGUGCAGGGUGGACUAUGGGUUUCAAUUCUAUUCAAUACUUAUUGGGAUCUGAAAUUUUUCCAUUGAACAUUC